GUUUUUUUUUUUAAAAAAAGACCAAGGCGCGAAAAUUAUGCCUUCAGCCACAUUUGUCCUGGAGCAUUUAAUGGCGGCACAAACGCGUCUCAACGAGCAAGCCGCAUCGCCAGCAGAGGUCAAAACCAUCAGCAGCAGCAACACCAUCGUGGCCAAAGCCCCCAAAGUCAAGUCAUAUGAGAAGAAACUGUUGUUGGCCAUCAAGAAAAUUGUGCAAUAAUAAACGAACACUCUAUUUGAAAACAAACUAUACACAUUUCACCUUAAUCGAGCUGACUAAGAUCAAUAAAAAGCAAACGGAAAACAGAAAGCAGAAAAACAGAAAGCAAAACAAACAGCGGCAAAAACAAGAAUUCUAGUUUCUGUGUGUUUCAGUGUGUGCCGCCUGGUUGUGUCUUGUUGUUGUGUCUGUAAGUGUGUGUGUGUGUGUGGGCAAGUUGUUACAUAAAAACAAAAAGUAAUAUAAAAGCCGAACCAAGACGCAUUUUCCCACAUUGGAAUAUUCGAAUACUGGAAAAUAACUGCCUAAGCUGUUUUUUUGUUUUGGUGUGUGCGGAAAAACGAGAGUGAAGAAAAUGCUGUUCAACAAAUGCCUGGAAAAGUUGUCCAGCUCGCUGGGCAAUGUGGUAAAUCACAAGCUGCAGGAGAAGCAAGUCUACAACAACAAUAAUAUUAACAACAACAACAAUAAUAAUAAUACAAAUAAUAAUAACAAUAAUAAUAGUAAUGUGAAUAACAAUGCGUACAAUAAGCAGCGAAACUUUGAAUACGAAAGAGCCAUACAGGCGCACUACGGAAGUAAGGGCAGGCGGUCGGACGAGCGAGAGAGGAGCGGCAAGUUCAAGGCCGGCAAGCGUCAGAAGUCGAAGGGCACGCCUCCGGAAACACCGGAAGUCCAGGAAACGACUUGCAAGAACUGCAUGACCCACGACGAGCUGGCCCAGAUCAUUAAAGGCGUGGCCAAGAGCACUGGCCAAAACGCCAGUCGCCUCCAGAGACGACGUCGUCCUUUGUCCGCUCAACCAUCUGCCGCUGCCUCCGCCUCAACGUCCACGGAAUCCCUCCACCGUCUCACACCCAGUCCCCAGGCUUCGUAUGCCUCCUAUCCGGCCACGCCCACCUCCUGGACAGCCACCCCGCCCCAGUUCCCAGCUGCCUUCGGCGAGGCCAGCUGCUCGAACAGCACCCUAUCCCUUUUGGCCAACAUGCGCGUCCAGCUCCAUGGUUACACAUGGUUUCAUGGCAAUCUUUCCGGCAAGGAAGCGGAAAAAUUGAUCCUGGAGCGAGGCAAGAAUGGUUCGUUUCUCGUCCGUGAAUCUCAGAGCAAGCCUGGCGAUUUCGUCCUAUCCGUGCGGACGGACGACAAAGUAACGCAUGUCAUGAUUCGAUGGCAGGAUAAGAAGUACGAUGUCGGCGGCGGCGAAUCGUUUGCCACUCUGUCUAAACUUAUCGAUCACUACAAGCGUAAUCCCAUGGUGGAGACGUGUGGAACGGUGGUGCAUCUGCGGCAACCCUUCAACGCCACGCGAAGCACGGCGGCCGGAAUCAAUGCCCGGGUGGAACAGCUUGUCAAGGGAGGUUUCUGGGAGGAGUUUGAGUCGCUGCAGCAGGACAGUCGGGACACCUUCUCGCGCAACGAGGGCUACAAGCAGGAGAACCGUCUGAAGAACCGCUACCGUAACAUAUUGCCAUACGACCACACUCGCGUCAAGCUGCUGGACGUGGAGCACAGCGUGGCCGGGGCUGAGUACAUCAAUGCCAACUACAUACGCCUGCCCACCGACGGCGACCUGUACAACAUGAGCAGCUCGUCGGAGAGUCUAAACAGCUCGGUGCCCUCGUGCCCCGCCUGCACGGCAGCCCAGACGCAAAGGAACUGCUCCAAUUGCCAGCUGCAGAACAAGACGUGCGUGCAGUGCGCCGUGAAGAGCGCCACGCUGCCGUACAGCAACUGUGCCACCUGCAGCCGCAAGUCGGACUCGCUGAGCAAGCACAAGCGCAGCGAAUCCUCGGCCUCGUCCUCGCCCUCCUCCGGCUCCGGAUCCUCUGGAGCCAGUGGUGUGAGCAGCGUUAAUGGACCCGGAACACCCACCAAUCUCACGGGCGGCACAGCCGGCUGUCUGGCCGGACUGCUAAAGAAGCACUCUAACGACUCGUCAUACGGAUCGGGAUCCAUAGCUGGAUCCAUGUCGAUGGCCGAACGAGAACGGGAAAGGGAACGCGAAAUGUUCAAGACCUACAUCGCCACCCAGGGCUGCCUACUCACCCCGCAAGUGAACACGGUGACGGACUUCUGGAACAUGGUCUGGCAAGAAAACACUCGGGUGAUCGUCAUGACCACAAAGGAGUACGAGCGGGGAAAGGAAAAGUGCGCCCGCUAUUGGCCGGACGAGGGUAGAUCGGAGCAGUUCGGUCCGGCGCGGAUACAGUGCGUUACCGAGAACUCAACGAGUGACUACACGUUACGCGAGUUCCUCGUCUCUUGGCGGGAUCAGCCAGCGCGCCGGAUCUUCCACUACCACUUCCAGGUGUGGCCAGAUCACGGAGUACCUGCCGAUCCGGGCUGUGUGCUGAACUUCUUGCAGGACGUUAACACCCGACAGAGUCAACUGGCCCAGGCCGGAGAAAAACCGGGUCCCAUUUGUGUGCACUGCUCGGCGGGCAUCGGACGCACUGGCACCUUCAUAGUGAUUGACAUGAUCCUCGACCAGAUCGUACGCAAUGGAUUGGAUACCGAAAUCGACAUCCAGCGCACCAUUCAGAUGGUCCGAUCACAGCGUUCCGGUCUCGUGCAAACGGAGGCGCAGUACAAGUUCGUCUACUAUGCGGUCCAGCACUACAUCCAGACCCUGAUUGCCCGAAAGCGGGCCGAAGAGCAGAGUCUGCAGGUUGGCCGCGAGUACACCAAUAUAAAGUACACGGGCGAAAUUGGCAACGAUUCACAAAGAUCUCCAUUACCACCAGCAAUUUCUAGCAUAAGUUUAGUACCAAGUAAGACGCCACUAACGCCGCCAUCGGCGGAUUCAGGCAUUGGGUUGGGCCUGGGCAUGGGCGUGGGCAUGAGCGUCGUCGGCAACAAGCAUGCCUCGAAGCAGCAGCCGCCGUUGCCGGUGGUUAACUGCAACAACAAUAACAAUGGCAGCGGCAAUAGCAGCAACAGCUGCAACAAUGGCAGCAGCAGCAACAACAGCGUCAGCAGCAGCAACGGCAGCAGUAGCAACAGCAGCAACGGCAACAUCAACGCCAUGUUAGGCAGUAUCGGCUUGGGGUUGGGCGGCAAUAUGCGCAAGUCGAACUUUUACAGCGACUCGCUGAAGCAGCAGCAACAGCAACAGCAGCAGCAACAGCAACGCGAAGAGCAGGCGACUGCUCCGGCGGGAGCAGGUAAGAUGCAGCAGCCGGCGCCGCCGCUGCGGCCGCGUCCUGGCAUUCUCAAGUUGCUCACCAGUCCCGUCAUCUUUCAGCAAAAUACAAAAACAUUCCCAAAGACAUGAUCGGCCUGCGACCGCCGAGCCAUGCGCCUGCGUUGCCGCCACCGCCGACACCGCCGCGCAAAACAUGACAAAUGAAUUUCUAAGUCGCGACGCCCCUUGACACGCCCCCUGACACCCAAUCCCAAAACCCCGACCACCCAAACGCACACAAAACCCCACAUGUGGAGUUCAUUUAUAAUAUCACCCUGCCGCCCCCUAAAAAAAAACCCAAAAACCCCAAACCCUUGUCUAUGUUUUACUGUUGUACCACGUUCUACGUUUUUUUUUUUUUUUGUAUUAAUUGUAAUCUAUAUACUUUUUUGUAAUUGUGUGUAAUGCUUAGUUGUACGUCAUUGUCUCGCUUUAUGUUGUAAGUGUUCCCUGCACACGCAAAGCAGUAACCCCACCACCCGAAAAAGAAACCCCAGAAGAACCCCACACCCCCAGGCAUAUUUAUGUAGUAGUUUUUUCAGAGCCCCCGAACCGGAAGUUAAUGAUACAAUCUGGGCGGAACUGCAGCAGAUCCGCCAAAAAAAAACACACAUUUUUAAGAAGAAUCGCAGCAACAAAAUGAUUAGGUCCCGUUCCCAGUUUUAAAAUCUCUUGAAUUUGCCGGAAUUAUAAUUAAUUUCAUUUCACUUUUUUGAAAAUCAAUAACUUUUGAUUUGAUCUUUGACUCAUGCCAAAAAGAAAAGAAAAACGUAAAUUUGUUGCGCUGGUUUCAAACCAGAAAUGUUGACUAAUUUCAAAUAUAAACUUUUUUGAAAGUAUAAUAGGUUCCCAAUGAGUGGUUUUAAGCCAUUUAAAUUCUCGAUUGCCGGAAAAGUGAAAUCUAGUUCCGGUUUUCCCUUGUUUUUCCCCCCGAAAUGAUCGAUUUUCAGACAUAAAAAGAAAUUCCGUCAAAUUCAAUUUGAAACGGUAUCGGGUAGCCGGUUGGAGUGCAAAUCAAGUUUUUAGUGUUGUAAGUGUUGACAAAAUCGAGAGAGGAGGAGUUAGAGGAGUAACUAAGGCAGUAAGCACGUAACGAUAAUGAUACAAAAAGCGUUGAUUGUGAUUCGAGUGACAGCGAGAACAGAAACAGUAACUGAAGCAGAUGAGAACGGAGGCGAGCGAGAUCAGAUUCGAUUAGAUCAGACCAGAACAGGACAGCAGAGACGCCAACCGAACAGAACAGAUAGGAACAGAUCAGACGAGAAGAGAACAGAAUAGAACAGAUUAGCGGUAAAAAUAAAAAAUAAAAAGAACAGAAAAAGCUAAGAAACGCUUAAGCGUGUCGUCCCUAGGAUAAGAAAACUAAGAUUACAGCUCGCCAGAUCCAGAUCUAGAUCUAUAUCUCUAGCAGCCAAUUUCUGGUUUCCCCCCUUACCGCCCCCCCUUUCCCUUUUAUUUAGUGAUGAUUGUAUGUGUAUGUUCUUAAUUGUAUAUUGAUGAUUAUUUAUAAAGGUUUUCCCAUUGUGUUACAUUUCAAAUGAUCGAAGAAGAAAAUUGUAUUUAAAACAAAAUUAUAAAUUGUAUAUUGAUGAUUAUUUAUAAAGAUUUACCCAUUGUGUUACAUUUCAAAUGAUCGCAGCAAAUUGUAUUUAGAAAUUUAUAAAUUUAGAAAUUAUAAUUUAAUUGCGCGUAUGUGUCUCUCUAUUCCUUUCUCUCUACCCCAGUCUCCCCAUCUCUGUCUCUCUCACCCUCUCUCUCUCUGUGCAUGCACGAGUGUUUUCUUUUUGACUAAGUUUAUUAUUUCAAACGCUGUAGCUGUAGCUGUAGCGGAAUCAAACUAUAUAUGCAAUAUUUAAGCACAGUAGCUCCUAAGGUAAGCACAGUAGCUCCUAAGGUACAGCUAAAAACGAAAAAAAAAAAAAACAAAAUAAGAAUCCACCAGCAAAAUCAAAAAUAUACAAUUUACAGGAAGGAAUAACUCAAUAUAACAGCAGCAGCGAAUUAAACCCAUUAGGUUAUUGUGCAAAUCUAAGUAAUAUUUUUAAAAUAUACCUUUAUUUUAUCUUA
Drosophila eugracilis is the source of this 5471-nucleotide messenger RNA. It is a transcript of the gene csw, whose product is annotated as tyrosine-protein phosphatase corkscrew. NCBI's taxonomy places the organism in Eukaryota, Metazoa, Arthropoda, Insecta, Diptera, Drosophilidae. Gene Ontology annotation, biological process: protein dephosphorylation. The transcript is spliced from 8 exons. Gene Ontology annotation, molecular function: protein tyrosine phosphatase activity. The record is from RefSeq and is a predicted model, not a curated record. Bases 576 to 3494 code for a protein of 972 amino acids.